CGGUACUCGGGCUUGUAGGGUGCCGCUCGCUGAACGUCUGUGUCAGCCUCAACAGUUUGCUAUCACCCCGAGUAAGUGUGAAUUAUGUUUCUGGUGUAGUUUUUUGUGUUGUUUUACCGUCCGUUUACGCGCGUGUGUGAUGUGCGGCGCGUUUGUUUGCCGCAAGGAAAAGCUGUAAGAGUGUUGAUGUAGAUAUUUCAUCGUAUUAGCAGCACAGUACAGUGAUACACUAACGGGACUGUCAACCUGAGAGUCCGUUAACGCACACUGCUGCUGCUACUCACUGGGAACAACACUCACUGGCGUUUAACGAACAUUUAAACGGCUUUGGAAGCUUUUUUUUUUUUUUUAAUCUACUGCUUCGGGUAAUUUCACAGCAUGCAACGCGGCUCGUCUGUCAUCACUUAAUUUCUAUACAGCGUGAAGUACGACCUGUGGACCUGAUGUAGCAGGUUGUCAUCUCCCCUGCAAUGAAGGAAAAGCUGCUCAAGCAUCAUGAUUAUGGACUGAAGGUAAUACACAAGCGUGAGUCACACUAGACUGACAGUUGGGCUGAUGACCAGCAUGGCUACUUGUUCCUGAAUCAAAGAUGCAUGCUCCCUCUUUGGAUUCAUCCCCCCUGACCGCCACUGAGUCGAUCCAACCCUCCAUCAGACAGCCCCAUCACCACUUCCACUGUCCUCUACUGUGCUCUACUGUAUUCUAGCCUUCUCUCCCUGACAGUCGUCCUGUUGUGACCCUCUACAUGUCCGACAGAGAGAGAGGGAAGUAUUAGCACGCUGUUUAAUAGGACAAUUCCUCCCUGCUAUUCAUGAGAGGUCAGCAGGGCCACAUGCAGCAGGGGGACAGUCAAAGGGGGACAGAGGGGGUGGGUCCCAGUUCAGGUCCUGGAGCUAGAAGAGAGGCGUGGGGGUCACAAAGCCCAGGGUUGAAGAGGGCCUCAUCCCAGUCAGAGCACCCCUCUCUCAGUAAGAUGAGCCAGAACGCCAGGGAGAGCAUGGGGGUUUUUGGCCAGGGACUGAAACAGCUGUUCCAGCAGCAGCGUAAACGCCUCUCCCUCUCCCGCUCCACCAUCACAUCCUCGUCUUCCUCCUCAUCUUCCUCUGUGGUGUCAGCAGGUGGCACCUCCCUCUCUGCCCCCGAGGACACCUCGGGGUCCUGGUGUCCUGACUCUGACCGCCUCUCUGCUCCUGUGGUUCCUUCUGCAGUUGGCCAGGGCUCAGCGGCUGCGGGCAUGAUGAGGCGUGGGACCAGCCUGCAGAGCCGGCGCAGCAAGGGGUCCGGGUCGGGAUCAGGGAGCGGAGACCGCGACCCUCUCCUGAGAGGCAGCCCCCAGGCCCCACGCCGUCGCAACACCACAGAUCCGCAGCAGCACGCAAGCCGCCCCCGCUCCUCUUCCACUACCGACACCACACCCAGCAGCCCCGCCCCUGGAUACACCGGCGGUGAUGUGGUGCUGUCAUCAGGGUACCAGUCCACAGAGGAGACGGACAGGAUCGACCGGCUGGAGGUUAGUGGGCUUGGCCAAACGCCCCUGGCAGUGUCUUGUGGCGCAGACGGUUCCUACCCGGGGGGUGAGGAUGGCACCCCAGAUCCUCAGCGUACCAAACAGGCGAUCGCCCAACUGCAGCAGAAAAUCCUCAAGCUCACAGAGCAGAUUAAGAUUGAGCAGACAGCCAGGGAUGACAACGUUGCUGAGUACCUCAAACUGGCCAACAAUGCUGACAAACAGCAAAGCACACGCAUCAAACAGGUUUUUGAGAAAAAGAAUCAGAAGUCGGCGCAGACCAUCCAGCAGCUGCAGAGGAAACUGGAGCACUACCACCGGAAGCUGCGAGAAGUGGAGCAUAAUGGUAUCCCACGCCAGCCCAAGGAUGUUCUGCGGGACAUGCAGCAGGGCCUGAAGGAUGUCGGAGCCAAAGUCACAGGCUUCAGUGAAGGUGUGGUGGACAGCGUCAAGGGAGGUCUGUCUAGCUUCCUCCAGGCCACCCACUCUGCUGCGGGGGCCGUCGUCUCCAAACCUCGAGAGAUCGCCUCGCUAAUUCGCCACAAAUUCGGCAGCGCUGACAACAUCCCCUCACUCAAAGACUCUCUGGAUGACCCCUCAAUGGAAGAAGCUGUGACAGGGGCUGGUGGACGUUCGCUGGGCAGCACGGGGCAUCACCUCCAGUCCAGUCCUAAGUAUGGCAGCGAGGAUGACUGCUCAAGCGCUACGUCUGGGUCGGCGGGGGCCAACAGCACCACCGGGGCCCCUGGAGGCCCCCCAAGUUCCAAGGGCAACACACUGGAGAGGAGCCAGAGCUCCAGCCUGGACAUGCUGCUGCAGGAGGUGCAGGAGCUGAGGGAGGGCCAGGCAAGGCUAGAGGAGAGCCUUGAUGGCUUGAAGAGCCACUAUCAGAGAGACUACACAGUUGUUAUGCAAGCACUACAGGAGGAACGCUUCAGGUGUGAACGUCUGGAGGAGCAGCUGAACGACCUGACAGAGCUUCACCAGAAUGAGAUCCUGAACCUUAAACAGGAGCUGGCCAGUAUGGAGGAGAAGAUCGCCUACCAGUCUUAUGAGAGAGCCAGAGACAUCCAGGAGGCGUUGGAGGCCUGUCAGACCAGGAUCUCUAAGAUGGAGCUCCAGCAGCAGCAACAGCAGGUCGUGCAGUUGGAGGGGCUGGAAAAUGCCACAGCCAGGACCCUCCUGGGAAAACUUAUCAAUGUGCUGCUGGCCCUUAUGGCUGUCCUUCUGGUCUUUGUCUCAACUGUGGCCAACUGUGUGGUCCCCCUGAUGAAGACGCGCUCGCGCUCCCUCUCCACCCUCCUCCUCAUCCUCCUGUUGGCCUUCUUGUGGAGAAACUGGGACGCUCUCUCGGGGUACACGCACCGAGCUCUGCAGCCGCCAGGAUGACCAGACCGAAGCCAUCGCACGUUUGCUUUGGUGACGCCAGGUGAUGUAACUGUAGCCACAGUCAUGCAGGAUGUUUGAACGAGAGAAGAACGUGACUGCCGUUAGGACGGCUGUGUGGCCGGGCACUGAAAAUUCGGCUGAGCACUUUCAGACAUGCCCUGGAAUCAAGAUAAAGUGGAAGAAACAGAGUACAGUUGAACACUCAUGAUUUUCAUAUAGGAAGGAUGAGACCGUUUACAUUUUGAAAUGAACUGUCAUGUUGUUUUCCCUCACAGACUGCAGCAUUGUACUGUUUUUAUCUUUAGAAUUUAAUCAAUUAUAAUGUUAUUAUUUCUAAUAAUAUUAUUUUUAUUUUCAAUGUUAUUUUAUUCAGUACCAUGUAGCAUUACGCUCCUCUCACUCUACAUGAAGGGGGAGUUUAGUCAGGAAACUGGGCCAGCGAUUCGCCCCAAAAGCCCAGUUCAAUUGUAGAGACAUGCAAAUGUGAUAAUGUGGUUGACUGCCUUUAGGAAGAGAACUCUUACCUAGCUGUGACUGGUAGAUUUGAACCAUGGAUGAAAACCCUCCUGGGAGUUGCUCCUUUCUUGCUGUGAUAACGUUUGUUCAGACAGGACAUUUUGAAGGACUGACCAUGACCUUUGAGCGUCAUGAUGACUAGAGACUUUUUGUGCUUCCUUACCAUUUCUAAUAGCAAAGAUUACAUGCUUUUACUUAUUUCCUUUUAUGAGUAAAAACAGGAAAAACUGUGUUAAAUAGGGGAGAUUAUUAAUGAAACAUAAAGAAAAAAUGGGCCAGCUUUAUAGGAAAAAGCUGCUUACCACAGAGACAGCACAUGAACACAGAGAACAUCUGGUUAUUGUCAAGCAUCUGCCAUAUUUGCAACGUGUACACAAUGCUGCAUGUUUUCAUUAAGACAAAUUACAAAGGAAACAGUUUUGCUUUUAAAAGCACUGAAAAAACGCUGUUGUCCAAGUAAAAUCAAUUUGCCAGGAUAAUUGCCUCCACCCCCGCCGCCAUAUUUGAUGUGAUAAGGUUAGGAAAGACAGACCACUGGUGCUUUUCCAGCUCCGUCUCAGUUGGAACAGGAAUGCUGCUGCUUCAUAUCUACAGUGCAAGUCGUCUCCACUGCCACGCCAGUCAAAUGCACACUGCCUGUAUGUGACAAUGUACUACUAUUCAUCAGACACGCUCCCUGCACAUUAUCUCUGUGGCUGUCCUUUUUUUUUCUACACAUACACUAUGUUAUGGUGUAAUCACCCAGUGCCAAACCUUUGUUAACCCAGGGAUGCCUGCGCACCCAAAGGGUCCAACCUGAGAGAACAGAAACAGGAGGUUUCUAUGCAGGUUUAGCUUCUAUUCAGAUUGGUCAUGAAUGUCUCGCCUGGAUGCCGAGGAUGUAUCUUUUUUGAGAGAAAAUCUAUUAGAGAAUCCAUAAUCUGAACAAGAGCUUGACUCCAGAUCCUUGAUUGUGUGUUUUUUGCACCUUGCUUCCUCAAGUACAAUUCCUUGGCUCAGCGAUCAGUCUUUCUUACACUCUCCCUCUUUCUCAUCUAGUCAAGGACAGGACAAGAUGACCUAGCACGUUAAAUAGUCCACCCUUCGCUUCAUUGCUGAGAAGCUGAUUUUCCUAACAGAUAGCGAGAUCAUUUUGAACUGUACAGCUGCACUUUAGCACACUGCUAGAUAACAUAUGGGUCAGGCUGAGGAUUGAGGAACCUUUGAUAGAGACUUCAAAGGUUGUCACUCUUAAGACAUGCGUCCUCAGUGGGAUAAGAAGAGUUGACUCAGGUCAGGAUCUCUGUCAGCCUUGUCUAAAGAUAAAAACCCACAGAGGGGAAUUUACAUUGAUGAACUUGAUUCCUCUCGUGUCCAACAUGCAAUUAAAAAUGUCAGGAAGUAGAUUGUUAUUGAUCUGUUUCAAUUUUGCCAUCGUGGGUGCAGCAGACGAGUUGAGACUGAGCUGACUUUUGUCCUUAGCUUGACCUUGCAGUAUCUCCUCUGAUAUAGGGUUGUGUGCUAAACCACUCUAGUGCCUUCUGACGUCCUUUUCUAAGUGUGGAAUAAAUAAAGUGCAUUCCUGACUAA
This is a messenger RNA of Lates calcarifer (barramundi perch), 4981 nucleotides long. RefSeq names its product transmembrane and coiled-coil domain family 1a (gene tmcc1a). Gene Ontology annotation, cellular component: endomembrane system. The record is from RefSeq and is a predicted model, not a curated record. NCBI's taxonomy places the organism in Eukaryota, Metazoa, Chordata, Actinopteri, Centropomidae.